GAUGGGAACAUGGAAAAGAGGGUAAAAUGGGUGGUUAUCAAAGUCGGUUCAUUAAUACUUUAAUUGGUCCGGUAUUGGAAUUAUGCUUAUCUCAUCAUGAUGAAUUGCGCUCUGCCGCAAUCAAAGUAUUAUUCAGUAUGAUUGUUACACAAUAUUCGCUAGACGAAGAUUUCAAACAAAUGGAAUCAGAUAUAAUUGACAUUCUGGAUAGAUUAUUCAUGUCAGAGAAUAAGGGUGAUGAGAUAUCUCAUAAAUAUUUUAUUGCGCAAUUACGUGAAUUAUUUGAAGAGACAUCAGUCGAUACUUCAUUACGAGAAACUGUCAUGAAAUUUUUAGAUUCUCUUAAUGAAUUUUUGGUGCUAUUACUUGGUGUCCGCGAAUUACCUGAUGGUGAAGAAUUCCAGGAUGAUCGAAUAAUGUGUACACUCAAAUUGAUGAAAUUUAUAAAGUCCAUUGAUCGAGAUCAAAUUUAUAUAAAAUAUGUGCACCAACUUGUUCAGAUGCAAGUUAAUUACCAUAAUUUUGUAGAGGCUGCUUUGACUCUCAAGUUACAUUCAAAUUUAUACGAUUGGGAUCCCACUUGUGAAAUAGAAGCAUUACCUGAUCUGAACUUUCCGAAGCAAACUCCAUUUGAUCGAAAGGAGCGGUUAUAUAUUCAAAUUUUGGAUUAUUUUGUUAAAGGUAAAGCAUGGGAAUGUGGUGUUGAGCUAUGUAAGGAAUUGGCUCAUCAAUUUGAAUAUACUACAUAUGACUUUCAACGUUUAAGUAAUAUUCUUAAACAACAAGCCGUAUUGCAUGAGAAUAUUAUAAAGAAAGAACGAUAUUUUAGUGAAUAUUUCCGGGUAGGGUUUUAUGGCCGAGGAUUCCCUGCAAGUCUACAAAAUCGACAAUUUAUUUAUCGAGGGUAUGAAUGGGAAAAAAUUGGUGCAUUUUGUGAAAGAUUGCAAAAUAAACACCCUCAAGCUCAAUUAUUAAAAUAUAAUAGUACACCAACUGACGAAAUUCUUCAUGGAGAUGGUCAAUUUUUACAAGUGACUGCAGUGACACCAGAACCUGAUAGAGAAGCACCCAUUUUCAAAGGAAACGUGCCGUCAGCUAUUCGUUCAUAUUACGAACACAAUUCAAUAAAUACCUUUAGCUUUUCACGACCAGUUAAUGAACCGACUUUGAUAACCACCCAUUUUACCCUCUUUUCCAU
Messenger RNA from Racocetra persica, 1198 nucleotides. The record is from the annotation of a GenBank genome assembly. Lineage: Eukaryota; Fungi; Glomeromycota; Glomeromycetes; Diversisporales; Gigasporaceae.